AUGUCGCCUUCGCCCACCAUGGGGCUGUCACUAUCAUGGCUUUUUACCUACCUGAGCGCUGUCGUCUAUCUGGUCAGUGCUCAGAAUCUCACACACACAGUCGCCGUUCUACCCGAUGGUCAUAUCUGCCCUACACCGUAUUUGACUACUGUCUCCAUCGUCCCAGUCUACGUUAGCACCUACAUUCCAGGCCCUACACAGAUCGAGAUCUUCGGCGAUGGCAACACGGUCAUCUUCAAUGGCCCUACAACUAUAAUUACGAGCACGAUCAUUACUACCACCAUCUAUCCCACCGCGACUGUGACCACUGGCCCAUCGAUUACAGGACCUCCCAAUGGGGGUGGAAUGAGUUCAGGAGGGUCUUUCUCGGGCUCUUCUAUGACAUCCAUCCCAGGGUCUUCCUCCCUAAGCCCUGGAUCAAGUUCCGGCCCUGCAUCUACAUCUGGAAGUGGAAGUGGAUCCCGAUCCACAUCAUCCACUUCGUUGUUAUCUGGAACUUCCAGUAGCGGGCAGCCGCCCGUGACAUCUCCAUCAGCAACACCAACCACAUCCAGCACCACGUUCUCAUACUCCGAACCUACUGCUACUCUAGGUCAAGGACUUCCUACUGGUGUUUUCACAUCGCUGCCCGAAGGCCAAGGUCCUGUUCUUCUUGGAUUUGCUGGUCGCAUUCCGAACAGAGUCCGCCGUCAAGCCUCGGCUAGUCCUACGGCCACUGCAACCGGCUAUAUUCAGGAAGACGGUGACGCAGCCCCUGGCUGCGGUUACGCUGCACGGUGGAGUAUUGAAGGCGGUAUGUUGAUGUCUGAUAAUGCUACGGUCGGGAAGGCUAGAGGCGCACUGUACGCUGCGAUCAAACCAAGCGAGACUCCAAUGGAAGUAAACACCACCUUCUACUUUACCAAUGGCAUUCUGGGAUGGAACACAACGGACGUUGGACCGGCGAGCUUUUACUCCUGUGGCGGCGAUGCCUAUGCUGGUUUCCCGGCCGCGCCCUUCAGCAAUUGCUCGGCCAUUACCAUUGGUGGCGUAGACGCUGACGUUUGCCCUGUGGAUAUUUCGGAUAUGGAGCCGCCAUCGUCCACGAGCUCAACCGUUCAGAGCUCGAUCGGUGCAUCGGCCAGCAGCAAUCCUAGUCCUCCUGUCACGUCGUCGAGUGCAUCGGCCAGCACCAAUCCUAGUACUCCUGUCACGUCGUCGAGUGCAUCGAGUAUCCGAAGCUCAACUGGCAUGGGCACGAGUUCUAUGUCGUCCUUGACUUCAUCAGGUGUUAGAAGCUCUUCUCAAGGUACCAUCUUCCUCAACCAGUCCGGUGUCAUCUUCGCAGCCAACGUCGACUACAAGAACAACAAGCACUGUUUCCCCUACUUCAGUGACCAGUUCCGGGGUUGUAAGCAGCUCUUCUCUUUCGUCUGCAAGUCCAUCGUCACAGGCGAACAGUCCACCGGGAACGUCUUCAUCCUCUACUACAGCCAGUGGCCCUUCUUCGCAGACUGCAUCCCCAGCGUCCACUACGUCGUCGCAGAGUUUGUCCUCAAGUCGAUCAUCGUCUGCACCAGAAAGUCCUUCAUUGCAAACGACGUCCUCUUCAGGAUCCUCCUCCACAUCGGGAUUGUCAUCCUCUAUGAGUUCCUCGUCCACACCGGUCAGCUUUGCAUCUCAAACGAGUACUUUAGUACCUUCGUCUCAGAGCUCAUCGUCUCAAAGCGGAUCAAGCUCUACAGCUUUGCAAACAACAACACCUCAAGUCUCGUCAAGUACGGGUUCCGCUGCGACAACAAGUGGCACUUCCUAUCCGUCUCCGACAGUGGCUCUCUGCUCCGGUAA
Messenger RNA from Endocarpon pusillum Z07020, 1827 nucleotides. RefSeq lists its product as uncharacterized. The transcript is spliced from 2 exons. Bases 1 to 1827 code for a protein of 608 amino acids. The record is from RefSeq and is a predicted model, not a curated record. Lineage: Eukaryota; Fungi; Ascomycota; Eurotiomycetes; Verrucariales; Verrucariaceae.